Messenger RNA from Myxocyprinus asiaticus (Chinese sucker), 15592 nucleotides. RefSeq names its product low density lipoprotein receptor-related protein 1Aa (gene lrp1aa). Lineage: Eukaryota; Metazoa; Chordata; Actinopteri; Cypriniformes; Catostomidae. Gene Ontology annotation, molecular function: protein binding; calcium ion binding. Bases 3 to 13655 code for a protein of 4550 amino acids. The transcript has 89 exons. The record is from RefSeq and is a predicted model, not a curated record.
UGAUGCGCUCCACAGCUGGCAGGCUGCUUGUCGGAUUGUUCUUUCUGGGGUUUUUACACAGUUUGGAGGUGAUUCUUCCUGCAAGGGCAAUAGAUGCUCCAAAAACCUGCAGCCCUAAGCAAUUUGUUUGCAAGGACCAGGUGACGUGUAUCUCAAAAGGUUGGCGGUGUGAUGGUGAGAAGGACUGUCCAGAUGGAUCGGACGAGACCUCAGAUGUCUGUCCUCAUAACCGUGUGUCGCGGUGUCCUCCUAAUGAGCAUCAGUGUUUUGGAUCAGAUAUGUGUGUUCACAUGAGUAAACUGUGUAACGGAGUGCCAGACUGCACUGAUGGAGAAGACGAGGGCCCGCACUGCAGAGAACUGGAAAUCAACUGUACUCUUGCUGGUUGCCAGGACAACUGUGCUGUUACACAGACCGGCCCUGUGUGUUACUGUAAGAGUGGUUAUGAGAUCAGCCAAGACGCAAAAAACUGUAAAGAUUUUGAUGAGUGUACGAUAUAUGGCACCUGCAGUCAGACAUGUACGAACACAGAUGGAUCGUACACCUGCUCCUGUGUGGAAGGUUAUCUAGUCCAACCAGAUAACCGCUCCUGCAAGGCCAAGAAUGUGCCUGUGGAGCGUCUGCCCGUGUUACUGAUUGCAAACUAUCAGAACAUACAGAUUACAUCUCUGAGUGGAUCAAGCAGCCCAUCACUGCACAUCAGCACUAAACAGACCACGGCCAUGGACUUCCUGUACACACAGGAAACAGUGUGCUGGAUCAGCGUGGGUGACUCGCCUGCAAGUACACAUCUGAAGUGUGCUAAGAUAACUGGACUCAAGAGCUUUACAGAGGAGAGGACCAUUAACAUCUCCCUCAGCUUGCAUCAUGUAGAGCAAAUGGCUAUAGACUGGCUUACAGGAAACUUCUACUUUGUUGAUGACGUGGACGACCGAAUCUUUGUAUGUGAUAAGGAUGGAACCACAUGUGUCACACUGUUGGAUCAAGAACUCUACAACCCUAAAGGCAUAGCUCUGGACCCCACCAUGGGAAAGGUUUUUUUCACGGACUACGGGCAGAUCCCAAAGGUGGAACGCUGUGACAUGGAUGGACAGAACCGAACGAAACUGGUUGACAGUAAAAUCGUUUUCCCGCAUGGCAUCACCCUUGACCUGGUCAACAGGUUGGUCUACUGGGCUGAUGCUUAUCUGGAUUACAUCGAGGUUGUGGACUAUGAGGGUAAAAAUAGACAUACCAUCAUUCAAGGACUAUUGAUUGAACAUCUCUAUGGACUUACAGUGUUUGAGAACUAUCUAUAUGCUACAAACUCAGACAAUGCCAACAUGCAACCAAAGACCAGUGUGAUCCGUGUCAAUCGCUUCAACAGUUCAGACUAUCAGGUGGUCACCCGAGUGGAUAAGGGCGGAGCGCUACAUGUUUACCAUCAGAGACGGCAACCCCCUGUACGGAGUCAUGCCUGUGAGCCGGAUCAGUUUGGGAAAGCCGGAGGCUGUUCAGAUAUCUGUCUGCUGGGCAACAGUCACAAAAGCCGAACAUGUCGCUGUCGCUCUGGAUUCAGUCUGGGCAACGAUGGCAAAUCAUGCAAGAAGCCGGAGCAUGAGUUAUUCCUGGUUUAUGGGAAGGGCCGUCCAGGUGUUAUUCGGGGUAUGGACAUCAACCCUAAAAUUCAGGAUGAGUAUAUGAUCCCCAUUGAAAACCUCAUGAACCCUCGAGCUCUGGACUUCCACGCUCAAAGUAACUUCAUCUACUUUGCUGAUGCCACAAGUUACCUGAUUGGUCGACAGAAGAUUGACGGCACGGAAAGAGACAUCAUCCUUAAAGAAGGUAUUCAUACUGUUGAGGGCAUUGCUGUGGAUUGGAUGGCCAAUAACCUCUACUGGACAGAUGAUGGUCCUAAGAAGACCAUCAGCGUUGCCCGCUUGGAGAAAGCUUCUCAGACCAGGAAGACACUCAUUGAGGGCAAGAUGACCCAUCCUAGAGCUAUCGUGGUGGACCCUCGCCACGGCUGGAUGUACUGGACUGACUGGGAAGAGGACCCAAAGGACAGCAAGCGUGGAAAGAUUGAGAGGGCCUGGAUGGAUGGAACCAACCGAAACGUCCUGUUGACAUCUAAGACUGUUUUGUGGCCCAACGGCUUAAGUAUUGACAUUCCUCAGGGCAUCUUGUACUGGGUGGACGCUUAUUAUGACCGAAUUGAGAUGGUUUACCUCAAUACCACUGCACGCAAGACGGUUUAUGAUGGACAGGAACUGAGCCAUGCUUUUGGCCUGUGCCAUUACAAACACUUCCUGUUUUGGAACGAGUACCGCAGCGGCAACAUCUAUAAACUUGACCAGAUCACCAAAACAGUCACCUUGCUGCGCAAUGAACGGCCACCCAUCUUUGAGAUUCGCAUGUACGAUGCCCAGCAGCAGCUAGGCAGUAAUGUUUGUCGUGCGAAUAACGGUGGCUGCAGCAGUUUGUGUUUGGCCACUCCCACUGGCAGGUCAUGUGCCUGCGCUGAGGACCAAUUACUGGACCCCACAGACAACACCAGUUGUAAAGCAAACCCCUCGUAUAUUCCCCCGCCGCAAUGUCAGCCAGGAGAGUUCGCCUGUAAGAAUAAUCGCUGUAUUCAGGAGCGCUGGAAAUGUGACGGAGAUAAUGACUGUCUGGACAACAGUGACGAGACCUCUGAACUCUGCCAUCAGCACACGUGUCCUGCAGAUCGCUUCAAGUGUCAUAAUAACCGCUGUAUUCCCAUGCGCUGGCUCUGUGACGGAGACAACGACUGUGGUAAUGAUGAGGACGAGUCCAACACAACAUGCUCAGCUCGGACAUGUCCUCCAAAUCAGUACUCGUGUGCCAGUGGCCGCUGUAUUCCCAUCUCCUGGACAUGUGACUUGGAUGAUGACUGUGGGGACCGUUCUGAUGAGCCUGCAUCCUGCGCAUACCCAACCUGUUUCCCACUCACUCAGUUCACCUGUAAUAAUGGACGCUGUAUCAACAUUAACUGGCGCUGUGAUAACGAUAAUGACUGUGGUGAUAACAGUGAUGAAGCAGGCUGCAGUCACUCCUGCUCCAGUGCUCAGUUUAAAUGCAACAGUGGGCGCUGUAUACCCGACUACUGGACCUGUGAUGGAGACAACGAUUGCGGAGACUACAGCGAUGAAACCCACGCCAACUGCACUAACCAGGCAACCCGUCCUCCCGGUGGCUGUCACACAGAUGAGUUCCAGUGUCGUAUGGAUGGGUUAUGUAUUCCGCUCCGCUGGAGGUGUGAUGGAGAUACGGACUGCAUGGAUCUGAGCGAUGAAAAGAACUGUGAGGGUGUAACGCACAUGUGCGACCCAGCAGUGAAGUUUGGCUGCAGGGACUCUGCACGGUGUAUUAGUAAGGCGUGGGUGUGUGACGGAGACAGUGACUGUGAAGAUAACUCCGAUGAAGAUAACUGUGAGGCUCUGGUGUGUAAACUUUCUCAUCAUGUGUGUGCAAAUGACACCAGUAUCUGUCUGCCUGCCGACAAACUCUGUGAUGGCAAAGACGACUGUCCUGACGGCUCCGAUGAGAAGCUCUGUGACCUGUGUUCUCUGGACAAUGGUGGCUGCAGUCAUAACUGUACAGUGGCCCCGGGUGAGGGCAUCCUGUGUUCAUGUCCACUGGGCAUGGAACUGGGCAUUGAUAAUAAGACGUGUCAGAUCCAGGGCUUCUGCGCCAAACAUCUGAAGUGCAGCCAGCGCUGUGAGCAGGACAAGUUCAACGUCAAGUGCUCCUGCUAUGAAGGGUGGGCCCUUGAACCUGACAUGGAGAGCUGCAGGAGCACAGAUCCUUUCAAACCCUUCAUCAUCUUCUCCAACCGUCAUGAGAUCAGACGCAUUGAUCUUCAUAAAGGAGAGUUUAGUGUGUUGGUGCCAGGACUGAGGAACACCAUUGCACUUGACUUCCACCUCAACGAGAGCUCGCUCUACUGGACCGAUGUCGUAGAGGACAAGAUUUAUCGUGGGAAGCUGUCAGAGAAUGGUGCUCUGACCAGCUUUGAUGUGGUGAUCCAGUAUGGUUUGGCCACUCCAGAGGGUCUGGCUGUAGACUGGAUCGCUGGGAACAUCUACUGGGUGGAGAGUAAUCUGGAUCAGAUUGAGGUUGCUAAACUGGAUGGGACGAUGCGCACCACUCUACUGGCCGGAGAUGUAGAGCAUCCACGAGCCAUCGCACUCGAUCCGAGAGAGGGAAUCUUGUUUUGGACUGACUGGGAUGCCAGCAUGCCAAGGAUUGAGGCCGCAUCCAUGAGUGGACAUGGCAGACGCACCAUUCAUAAAGAGACUGGCAGUGGAGGAUGGCCAAACGGACUGACUGUAGAUUAUCUGGAGCGGCGCAUACUGUGGAUAGAUGCCAGGUCUGAUGCAAUCUAUUCAGCUAAGUACGAUGGAUCUGGUCUGAUCGAGGUGCUCAGAGGACACGAGUAUCUCUCACAUCCAUUCGCCGUGACAAUGUACGGUGGAGAAGUGUACUGGACAGACUGGCGCACUAACACACUUGCCAAAGCCAACAAAUGGACAGGAAACAAUGUGACUGUAGUUCAGAGAACAAACACACAACCAUUUGAUCUGCAGGUGUAUCACCCAUCAAGACAACCACAAGCACCCAACCCGUGUGCUGCUAAUGGUGGUUUGGGUCCAUGUUCUCACCUGUGUUUGAUCAACUAUAAUCAGACAUUCUCCUGCGCUUGUCCUCACCUCUUGAGACUGGGCUCGGACAACCACACCUGCUACGAGUCACGUCAGUUCCUGCUGUAUGCCCGUCAGAUUGAGAUUAGAGGAGUAGACAUCUAUAAUCCAUACUACAACUACAUAAUCUCCUUCACCGUCCCUGACAUUGAUAACGUCACCGUUGUGGAUUAUGAUGCUCUGGAACAGCGCAUCUAUUGGUCAGAUGUUCGAACCCAGACCAUCAAGAGAGCCUUCAUCAACGGCACAGGCAUAGAGACCGUGGUGUCGGCAGAUAUUCCUAACUCACAUGGUCUGGUGGUGGACUGGGUUUCUCGUAAUCUCUUCUGGACCAGCUAUGAUGCUAAUAAGAAGCAGAUCAAUGUCGCCAGACUGGACGGCUCCUUCAAAAACGCUGUUAUCCAGGGCCUAGAUAAACCCCACUGCCUCGUACUGCAUCCCAUACUGGGGAAGCUCUACUGGACUGACGGAGAUAACAUCAGUAUGGCCAACACUGACGGCACCAACCGUACCACAAUCUUCACCAGUCAGAAAGCCCCAGUGGGUCUGUCAAUUGACUUUGACAUGGAGCAUCUAUACUGGAUCAGUUCUGGAAACAGCACGAUCAACCGUUGUAAACUGGAUGGUUCUGGACUGGAAGUGUUAGAUGCAGUCAAAGGCAAACUGAACAAAGCUUCAGCACUGGCUAUCAUGGGUGAUAAGCUGUGGUGGGCAGAUCAGGGAACAGAUCAGAUCGGCACGUGUGAUAAGAGUGAUGGAGGGAACUGGAAGAUCUUGAGAAACAGCACAUCCCCCAUGAUGCAUAUGAAGAUCUACAAUGAGACUGUGCAGACAGGUUCAAACCUGUGCAGUAAUAAUAAUGGCGACUGUUCUCAGCUAUGUCUGCCCACCUCUCCCUCCACCCGAGCCUGCAUGUGCACUGCAGGAUACAGCCUGAGGAUUGGACAGCAGUCUUGUGAGGGUGUGGGUUCGUUUCUGUUGUAUUCUGUUCAUGAGGGUAUUCGAGGAAUACCACUGGACCCUGCUGACAAGUCAGAUGCCCUCGUUCCUGUUUCAGGCACAUCACUAGCAGUCGGCAUCGAUUUUCAUGCCGAUAAUGACACCAUCUAUUGGGUGGACAUGGGUCUGAGCACCAUCAGCAGAGCCAAGAGAGAUCAGACGUGGAGAGAAGAUGUCAUUACUAAUGGCAUCGGACGUGUGGAGGGCAUUGCUGUCGACUGGAUCGCUGGAAACAUCUAUUGGACGGAUCAGGGCUUUGAUGUUAUCGAGGUGGCCAGAUUAAAUGGCUCGUUUCGAUAUGUGGUUAUCUCCCAAGGACUAGACAAACCCCGAGCCAUCACUGUACAUCCUGAGAAGGGGUAUCUGUUCUGGACAGAGUGGGGUCAGUACCCACGUAUUGAGAGAUCUCGUCUGGAUGGUUCCCAGCGAGCGGUGCUGGUGAAUGUCAGUAUCAGCUGGCCCAACGGCAUCUCCAUUGACUAUCAGGAAGGUUUGCUGUACUGGUGUGAUGCACGGACAGAUAAAAUUGAGCGCAUUAACCUGGAGACGGGUGAGAACAGAGAGGUGGUGCUGUCCAGCAACAACAUGGAUAUGUUCUCUGUGUCUGUUUUUGAGAGCUACAUAUACUGGAGCGACCGGACUCACGCAAAUGGUUCAAUAAAACGUGGCAGUAAAGACAAUGCUACAGAUUCAUUAGCUCUGAGGACGGGCAUCGGUGUACAACUUAAAGACAUUAAGGUCUUUAACAGAGCAAGACAACAAGGAACCAAUAUUUGCAAGAACAAUAAUGGUGGCUGCCAGCAGCUCUGUCUUUACCGUGGUAACGGACAGCGCACGUGUGCUUGCGCUCACGGAAUGCUAGCUGAGGAUGGGCAGAGUUGCCGCGACUAUGACGGAUACCUGCUCUAUUCAGAACGUACGAUACUAAAGAGUGUGCACUUAUCGGACGAAAACAACCUCAACGCACCCAUCAAACCAUUCGAAGAUCCCGACCACAUGAAAAACGUCAUAGCACUAACAUUUGAUUACCGCGGAGGAGGUGGGAAAGGAGCCAAUCGGAUCUUCUACAGCGACAUCCACUUUGGGAAUAUUCAACAGAUCAGUGACAAUGGAUCAGAUCGGAAGACAGUGGUUGAGAAUGUUGGGUCAGUGGAAGGGUUGGCGUAUCACAGGGCAUGGGACACUUUAUUCUGGACCAGUUAUACCACGUCCACCAUCACCCGUCACACUGUAGACCAGAGUCGCUGGGGGGCUUUCAACCGCGACACAGUCGUCACUAUGUCAGGAGACGAUCACCCGCGAGCAUUCGUCCUUGAUGAAUGUCAGAAUUUGAUGUUUUGGACUAACUGGAAUGAGCAGUCUCCCAGUAUCAUGCGUGCUCAGCUGUCUGGUGCAAAUGUGAUCGUGAUCAUCAGCAGUGACAUUCGCACUCCUAAUGGACUCGCCAUCGACCACCGUGCAGAGAAGAUAUAUUUCUCAGAUGCUACGCUUGACAAGAUUGAGCGUUGCGAGUAUGACGGCAGCCACCGUUAUGUGGUUUUAAAGAAUGAGCCAGUGCACCCGUUCGGAUUGGCCGUGUAUGGUGACCACAUUUUCUGGACAGACUGGGUACGAAGAGCGGUCCUCAGAGCGGAUAAAUACGUUGGUGGAGACAUGAAGGUUUUACGAGCUGAUAUUCCACAACAGCCAAUGGGAAUUGCUGCUGUGGCCAAUGAUACAAAUAGCUGUGAGUUCUCACCUUGUCGGGUGAAUAAUGGAGGCUGUCAGGAUCUGUGUCUGCUCACGUCAGACGGGCGGGUCAACUGUAGCUGUCGUGGAGAGAGGAAACUUCUAGAGGACAACACCUGCAUAGCUCAGAACACGUCAUGCAACAGCAUGGAUGACUUUGAGUGUGGCAAUGGAGAUUGCAUCAAAUACACUCUCACCUGUGAUGGCAUGGCACACUGCAAAGACAAAUCAGAUGAGAAACUAUCCUACUGCACUAAUCGUGUGUGUAAGAAGGGCUAUAAGCGCUGUGUGAACGGACGCUGUGUCACUCACAGUUCGUGGUGUAAUGGCCGGGAUGAUUGUGGAGAUAACUCUGAUGAACUAUUCUGUAAUGCAACCCUGUGCACGGCGGAUCAGUUUCAGUGUAGAGACGGCUCUUGUGUAUCAAACUCCAGUCGCUGUAAUCAAGUGUUGGACUGUGAGGAUGCCAGCGAUGAAAUGAACUGCACGGCUGCUGAUUGUUCCAGUUAUUUCCGUCUGGGUGUAAAGGGUGUCACCUAUCAGCGCUGUGAGUACACCACACUCUGUUACUCACCCUCAUGGUUGUGUGAUGGGGCAAAUGAUUGCGGAGACUUUUCAGAUGAAAGAAACUGCCCAGAAAAGAAGAAGAGAAAGUGUCCGUCCAACUUUUUUGCUUGUCCCAACGGGCGCUGUAUUCCCAUGAGCUGGACCUGUGACAAGGAGAACGACUGUGAGAAUGGAGAUGACGAGGCACACUGUGAUAAGUUCUGCUCAGCGACUCAGUUUGAGUGUGGAAACCAUCGCUGUAUCUCCAGCAGCUGGGUGUGUGAUGGGGCAGAUGACUGCGGAGAUGGCACUGAUGAGGACAGCAGAUGCAAGAAUAAGACGUGCAGUGCUGACGUGUUUCAGUGUCCAGACUCACACAAGUGUGUCCCUCAGCGCUGGGUGUGUGACGGAGACAGAGACUGUCCUGACGGAGCGGAUGAGAGCAUGAAGGCUGGAUGUGUGUUCAAUAACACUUGUAAGGCAGGAGAGUUCAUGUGUCAGAACAGACAGUGUAUCCCCAAACACUUCGUCUGUGACCAUGACAACGACUGUGGCGAUGGCUCUGAUGAAUCUAUGGAGUGCGAGUAUCCUGCCUGUAAGGCCAAUGAGUUCCGCUGUGAUAACGGCCGCUGUCUCAUCCAGAAAUCCUGGGAGUGUGACGGAGAGUUUGACUGUCAUGAUCACUCAGAUGAAGCUCCAAAAAACCCUCAAUGCAAAGGCCCUGCAGAGAAGAAAUGUAAUGACACGGCGUAUGCGUGCAGGAACGGUAAAUGCGUCAACGAGACGUUACUUUGCAAUCAUAACGAUGACUGUGGUGAUGGUACUGACGAACUGAACUGCUUCAUUAAUGAAUGUCUGAACAGUAAACUGAGCGGCUGCUCCCAGCUGUGUGAAGAUCUAAAGAUCGGCUUCAAGUGCAGAUGUCAUCCUGGCUUCAGACUGAAGGAUGAUGGGAAGACGUGUGUAGAUGUGGACGAGUGCACAAGCAUCUAUCCCUGCACACAGCACUGCAUCAACACACACGGCAGCUUCCGCUGUUUAUGUGUGGACGGGUUUCAGCUCAGUCCCACAGAUCCCACUGUAUGCAAGUCCACCUCAGAUGAGGAGCCGUUCCUCAUCUUUGCCAACCGUUAUUACCUGAGGAAGCUCAACCUGGAGGGCUCAAACUACACACUAUUAAAGCAGGGUUUGAACAACGCUGUUGCUUUAGAUUUCGACUAUCGGCAGCAGAUGAUCUACUGGACAGAUGUGACGACUCAAGGCAGCAUGAUACGACGAAUGCACAUCAACGGCAGCAACGUUCAGGUUCUCCAUCGGACGUCUCUCAGUAACCCUGACGGUCUGGCUGUUGAUUGGGUGGGUGGAAACCUGUACUGGUGUGAUAAGGGACGGGAUACUAUUGAGGUGUCAAAGCUAAAUGGAGCUUACAGGACUGUGUUGGUUAACACGGGACUGCGGGAACCCAGAGCCGUAGCUGUGGAUGUCCGCAAUGGAUACCUGUACUGGUCAGACUGGGGUGAUAAUCCUCAUAUCGGGCGUAUUGGUAUGGACGGCACAAACAGAAGUGUAAUCAUACAGGAUAAGAUAACCUGGCCCAACGGACUCACUCUGGACUUCAUCAAUGACCGGAUAUACUGGGCCGAUGCCAGAGAGGACUACAUCGAGUUUGCCAGCUUAGAUGGAUCCAACAGACACACUGUCUUAAGUCAGGACAUCCCGCACAUAUUUGCCAUGACUCUGUUUGAGGAGUUCAUAUACUGGACAGACUGGGAGACCAAAUCCAUCAACAGAGCUCACAAGACCCUCGGCACCAACAAGACUAUGUUGAUCAGUACCCUGCACAGACCCAUGGACAUCCACAUCUACCACCCUUACAGACAACCCGAGGUCACAAAUCACCCAUGUCAGACAGAUAAUGGUGGCUGCAGUAACUUGUGUCUGCUGUCUCCUGGUGGAGGUUAUAAAUGUGCCUGUCCCACUAACUUCUACCUGGCUGCUGAUGGUAAACACUGUAUGUCCAACUGCACCGCUAGCCAGUUUGUCUGCAAGAAUGACAAGUGUAUCCCGUUCUGGUGGAAGUGUGACACAGAGGAUGACUGCGGGGACCGAUCCGAUGAGCCUGCUGACUGCCCGGAGUUUAAAUGCAGACCUGGUCAGUUCCAGUGUGGUACUGGUAUCUGUACAAACCCAGCAUACAUCUGUGAUGGAGACAAUGACUGCCAAGACAACUCUGAUGAAGCCAACUGCGAUAUCCAUGUGUGUUUGCCUAGUCAGUUUAAAUGCACCAAUCCCAACCGAUGUAUUCCUGGAAUUUUCCGCUGUAAUGGACAAGACAACUGUGGAGAGGGAGAGGACGAAAAAGACUGCCCGGAGGUGACGUGCGCACCUAACCAAUUCCAGUGUGCCAUAACCAAGCGCUGUAUCCCACGUGUGUGGGUGUGUGAUCGUGACAAUGACUGUGUCGAUGGAUCUGAUGAACCCGCCAACUGCACUCAAAUGACAUGUGGUGUGGAUGAGUUCCGUUGUAAAGAUUCUGGCCGCUGUAUUCCAGCCCGCUGGAAAUGUGACGGAGAAGACGAUUGCGGCGACGCUUCAGAUGAACCCAAAGAAGAGUGUGAUGAGAGAACAUGUGAACCAUACCAGUUCCGUUGUAAAAACAAUCGCUGUGUGCCUGGCCGCUGGCAGUGCGACUAUGACAACGACUGUGGAGACAACUCAGACGAGGACAAGUGUGUGCCCAGGCAGUGCUCUGAGAGUGAGUUUGCCUGCACCAACGGUCGCUGUAUUGCUGGACGAUGGAAGUGUGAUGGAGACCAUGACUGUGCUGAUGGAUCUGAUGAGCACGGCUGUGAUGUGAAGUGUGAUAAUGAUCAGUUCCAGUGUAAGAACGGUCACUGUAUCCCGUACCGCUGGAGGUGUGAUGCUGACGCUGACUGUAUGGACGGCAGUGACGAGGAGAACUGCGACACUGGAGUGGGUCGAUACUGCCUCCUGGAUGAGUUUCAGUGUAAUAACACUCUGUGUAAGCCGCUGGGCUGGAGGUGUGACGGCGAGGACGACUGUGGAGACAACUCUGAUGAAAACCCACAGGAAUGUAAGGGAUUCUACUGUCCUCCCUCCAGACAGUUCCGAUGUCAUAAUGACCGAGUGUGCCUGCCAGUGUCUAAACAGUGUGACGGUGUUGACAACUGUGGAGACAACAGCGAUGAACUCAACUGUCAAACUCCUGCCCCUGUGGUCUGUAGAAAGGAUGAGUUUACAUGCAGUAACGGCAAGUGUAUAAGCGUUAACCUGCGCUGUGAUUACUUCAAUGACUGUGAGGACUACGGCUCUGAUGAGAUCAACUGCAACAAGAAAGAUUCAGUUCUGAAUGAAUGUCGGCAGAAUCGCAGUAUGUGUGGAGACGGAGAUGAAGCUCACUGUGUACUGAAUGGAACAGACUCGUUCUGCUCCUGUAAGUCCGGCUUCCAGAAAACGCUGCAGCAAACCUGCACAGAUGUGAAUGAGUGCAAGCGCUUCGGGGUCUGUUCUCACAUCUGUAACAACACGAAGGGCUCCCACAAAUGCAGCUGCCACAAGUACUUUACCAGAAUCAACGACACCUGCAAAGCAGACAGCAGUGAAAAACAAGCUCUUUACGUCGCUGAUGAUAAUGAAAUUCGCAGUCUGUAUCCUGGGAUGCAAAACUGGAUCUAUGAACAGGCAUUCCAGGGAGACACCAAUGUUCGAAUCGAUGCCAUGGACCUGCACAUCAAAUCUAAACGCAUCUUCUGGACCAACUGGCACACAGGCAGAAUCUCAUCAUUUGAGCAGCCUACACCUGGACCAGCCUCACCGAACUCCAACCGCAACCGCCGACAAACUGAUUCCAGAGUUACUGAUCUAGAGAUCCCUGGUUUGAAAAUGCCUCGUGGGAUAGCUGUGGACUGGGUGGCCAACAACAUCUACUGGACAGACUCGGGUCGUGAUGUCAUUGAGGUGGCACAGAUGAAUGGACGCAAUCGCAAGACCCUCAUCUCAGGCAUGAUUGACGAGCCAUACGCCAUCGUGGUGGACCCUCAGAGAGGCACUAUGUACUGGGCCGACUGGGGAAAUCACCCUAAGAUUGAAACAGCAGCUAUGGACGGAACCAUGAGAGAGACCCUGGUGCAUGAAAACAUCCAGUGGCCCACAGGUCUGGCUGUGGAUUACUUCAAUGAGCGUCUGUACUGGGCGGAUGCUAAACUCUCAGUUAUUGGGAGUGUCAGACUGAAUGGAACAGAUCCGGUCAUAGCAGUAUCAAGCAUAAAGAACAAUCUGCACCACCCCUUCAGUAUUGACAUCUUUGAGGACUUCAUUUAUGGUGUGACCUACCAGAACAAUUUUGUCUUCCGUGUCAAUAAGUUUGGCAAGAGUUCAGUGGAGCAUCUGACCACUGGCAUGAACCAUGCCACAGAUUUAGUCCUGUACCACCCUUACAAACAGCCAGAGAUGACAAACCCAUGUGACAGGAAAAAGUGCGAGUGGUUGUGUUUGCUUAGUCCCAGCGGUCCAGUGUGCACAUGUCCAAACGGUCGAAUGUUAGACAACGGCACAUGUGUGGAGGUGCCCACCCCUACACUGUCACCCAUUUCUCCAAGUGGCCCGUGUAACCUGCCGUGUCUGAACGGUGGCACUUGUGUGCUGAACGCCAGGAAACAGCCCAAGUGUCGCUGUCAGCCCAACUAUGGAGGAGACAAAUGUGAGAUUAACCAGUGUAGAGAUUACUGCCAGAACGGUGGGACCUGUACAGCAUCACCCACAGGAGCUCCGACUUGCCGUUGUCUGGCAGGCUUCACAGGACCCAACUGUAACCAGCGCACAUGUCAGAGCUACUGUAAGAAUGGAGGAAACUGCACUGUUAAUCGCGGGAACCAGCCCACCUGCACCUGCCCUGCAGACAUCCUUGGUGACCAGUGCCAGUACCGCACAUGUGAUGGAUUCUGUGAUCAUGAAGGGACAUGUCUGCAGUCCAGCGAUGGAUCGAGACGAUGUCGCUGUCCUCCACGCUUCAUCGGCAACAACUGCGAAGUGGAUAAAUGUCACUAUUGCCGUGACGGCAAGUGUAUACCCACCAAUAUCUACCAGCCUCAUGGAGACGUCACGUGCAGCUGUGCCAAUGGCAGUAUCCAGCCAAGCUGUUAUACGUGUGAAGGAUACUGUGCUAAUGGACAAUGCACCCUCGGCCCCACAAACCUCCCAGAGUGCAAAUGUCCUCUUGGAUGGGAGGGUCAUCGCUGUGAUAAUCCGGCCCCUGAUGUGAAUGCAGAAUCCAGUGGCCGCACUGCCUCAAUAGUUAUUCCAGUGAUUUUAUUGAUACUGCUGGUGUUGCUGAUUGGUGGAGCGGUUUUAUGGUACAGAAAAAGAAUGAGCGGAGCUAAAGGGUUUCAGCAUCAGAGAAUGACAAAUGGCGCUAUGAAUGUUGAGAUCGGGAAUCCAGCCUAUAAAAUUUAUGAAGGAGAGCAAGAUGACGAUGUUGGAGAAUUGCUGGAUGCUGACUUCACUCUAGAUCCAGACAAGCCGACCAACUUCACAAAUCCCGUGUAUGCUACUCUGUACAUGGGUGCUAACAACAGUCGCAAUUCCCUGGCCAGUACAGACGAGAAGAAGGAGCUGCUAUCACGGGGCGAUGAAGAGCCGCUGGUGGAUCCCCUGGCUUAGACUGUCCAUUGGUUCGAUCCAAACUAAUUCACGGAUAAAACCGUUUUGCCUUUUUGAGAAAAAGAAGAAAAAAGAAAAAAAUACAGGAAUAAAAUCAAUGAUUAAGUGUUAACACUGUAUAAAAUGUACAAAAUGAAGGACUACUUUUGUAUGUGAUUGCAGUAUUAUAUUUUGUUCUUUUUCAAUUUUUCUGGUCAGAGCAAAACAUGAGAAGAAAAGGAUACAUUUUCUACAAAAAAAAUAAAAUAAAAGAUUUUGUUUGCCAUUUUUUAGGUCAGCUACCCUUUACCUUAAUAGCCACUACCUCUGUGCAAUAUGGAGUCAGAGAAAGAAAUGAAAAAAAAUUUGAACAAUUGAUUUUUCUUUGGGGGUUUUUUGUAUGAGAUGAAGAUUGUCCCAUCAGUAGUGUCAACUGUUUGUUUGUAUGUCAUGACUAUUAAGAGGGCGAGUUAGACAUGGAACCAGUGUCACUUUCUGUAACGUUGUUUGUUUCAAACUUACAAUAUAUGUAAAGCAGAAGAUAACUGAUGAUAUCAAUUUUAUGUUCCAGUUUUACUGCUCCCAUUGCUAUACAAAUAUUUAUGUUUAAGGAUUAUAAUUUUCACUUGCACAGAUUCAGACCAUUGCAGUAUUACAUGCCAUAAAACAAAUCUUAUUAUGAACUAUUACAGAACAACUGAUUUUUUAAAAUUGAUAACAUCAGUGUUGUAGAGCAGCGUUCCCAGUCCUUGAAGAACCCAGCCUUGCACAUUUUGUGUUUCUUCUUUUUUGACCCCCAGUUCAGCUCACGGAGCUAAUGAGUUCAGUCAGGUAAAUUACGCUACCAGUUAAAAGUUUGGACACACUUGAUUAAAAUAUUUCUCAUGAUCUUUUGCGCUAAAGGAUUAUGCUUAAAUUCUUGAAAUUAGUUUUGCAGAGCUAAAUCAAUUGUGUAUGCAUGUCUUCACAAAGCUAAACUCUCAGUUCAUGAAGUUCUUUGAGAGAAUGACCAGAGUUGUAAUAUAGACUAAGAGCGGCUACUUAAAAGAAGCUAAAAUAUAAGACAGUUUUGACUUAACAUUUUUGCCCACUACAUAUUGUGUAUUUUAUAGUUUUGAUGACCACCAUUUUUCUAAAACGUGGAAAAUAGUAAUAAUAAAGGAGGAGUUAUGUCCAAACUUUUGACUGGUACUUUUUAUUUCAGUUUAAAUGAAAGUGAACAUUUCUGUAGAAAUAGCUGCUUAAAAGUAAAUCCCAAAACAAUCAGAUUGCACAUGUUUGAAUUGGUUGUAGUGAUGUGUGAGUGUUUUCAGUGUUGAUUGCACCUUUAAAACUGCAUAGAACAAAGUGAAUUUUACAGGUCAAAUUUACACUUAUUGAUAAAUGUACAUUUAUUGACAAAUUGAUAAGAAUUUUUUUAAUUCAUGGUUCAAAAUGAAGAAUUGAUGUGCUGAAACAUUUUCAUCUUGUCUUUUGUAAGCUGCCUCUGAAACAUAUACUUAUCCGUCAUGUGGCUUUUAAAAUGUAUGCUUUUUCCCAGUAAUUCUCCCCUUAAUUCCUGCUCGACUUAUCUUCGCUGAGAUAAUGCUUUUGUUGAAAUGUUCGUCAGCCAUAUUGUAAAACAUGUUCAAACAAACACUUUAAAAGCAAAAACAGUUACUAUAGCAACAAAUCAUCUACCACACUAUUAUAGUAACAAAUUAGCGCUUGUUUUUAGAAAACAAUUGUACAAUCAUGUCAUCUCAGAUCAAUUGCAAAAUUGUCUGUGCAUUUUUAAUGUCAAUUCUUACAUUUUUGUUUUGUAUUGGAAAAAUGACAUACUUUUUCAUGGUACAAAAUGCAUGGAAGUUCUAACUUUGGGCAGAGAAUAAUGUUAAACUUUUUUGCUGGAGUACUUUAUGAACUGAAUAGCAGAUAUUAUAAUCUGUUAUUUAUAAAUAAAACAAACCUUAAUCCUU